AUGGACAAGGACGAGUACGAGAUGGAGUUUAUGCCCAUCACUGAGCGUACUCCAACCGUGAUCGACGAGCGCGAGAUUGCAUCUCUGGGCCGCAUUGCUUCCAGCAAACUUGGCCAAAAAUUGUCCGCUUCUGCUAGUCGCAAGGACUCUCAAGAUCUAAGGCUAGAUCCCAAUAGCCCCGAGUUUGAUCACCACAGAUGGGCUCAGCAUGUCCUCAGCCAGGUGCAUGAAGCCGGCAUUGAGAUCCCAUCUCAAAGCGUGGUCUUUUCUAAUCUCUCCAUCAGCGGCUCCGGUUCAGCACUACAGUUUCAGGAGACCCUGAUAUCGAGCCUCACUCUCCCAUUUCGGUUCGCCUCUAAAGCCCUCGCGGGUCGUCUAUCCCCUCCGAGGAGAAUUAUACACAGCUUUGAUGGUCUGCUAGAGGGCGGAGAGCUCCUCUUGGUUUUGGGACGUCCUGGAAGUGGCUGCACCACCUUCCUCAAAACCCUUUGUGGACAUUUGGGCGGUCUUACCAUGGAACCCGGCAGCUCAAUUCACUUCGAAGGAAUCGAUUUCGACCAGAUGAUCAAACACCACCGUGGCGAUGUGGCAUACAAUAAGGAAGUCGAUCUGCAUUUCCCCCAUUUGUCGGUGGGCCAGACCCUCUCGUUUGCCGCUUACGCUCGUGCUCCCCAUCAACGCAUCGAAGACAUGACCCGAGAUGAGUACGUGGAGACUUUGACCCAAGUGGUCAUGUCAGUCUUCGGGUUGUCUCAUACCUCCAAUACCAAGGUUGGUAGCGAGUUUGUUCGAGGCGUCAGUGGUGGUGAACGCAAGAGAGUCAGUAUCGCGGAGAUGUUUAUUGCCCGCUGUCGCAUCGGUGCGUGGGAUAACAGUACCCGAGGACUGGACGCCGCUUCUGCUUUGAAGUUUGUCCGGGCUUUACGUCUUGCUGCCGACAUGGGCCAAUCUUGCCAUGCCGUCGCCGCCUAUCAAGCAUCCCAAUCAAUGUACGACCUGUUUGAUAAGGUUGUGGUGCUCUACGAGGGCUACCAAAUUUACUAUGGCCCCCGUGAUCGAGCAGUGGCUUACUUCCAGGACAUGGGAUGGGCCAGACCAGAGCGCCAAGUGAGCGGUGAUUUUUUGACGGCCAUUACCAACCCAAACGAGCGCCAGGCACUUCCAGGAAUGGAAAGCAAGGUGCCUCGCACAGCGAAGGAAUUUGCCGAGCAUUGGAAGCGUAGCCCCGAGUACCAGAGUCUGCGCAAGCAAAUCACCGACUUCGACCAACAACACCCUCCCAAUGGCGAGGAUGCCAGAAAAUUCCAGGAAAGCCAUGUCCACCAACAGGCUAAACACACCCGCUCUCGCAGUCCAUACAUCCUGUCCGUGCCGAUGCAAAUCCGCCUUUGUACUCGAAGAGCCUACCAGCGUAUGCUCAACGAUCUACCCACUGCCUUAUCCCCCCUUAUCGUUCAAUUGAUCCUGUCCUUGAUUAUCGGAUCCGUCUUCUACAACACCCCUGAUACCUCUUCGUACUUUUUCCAAAAGGGCGCAGUGUGCUACUUUGCCGUGCUGAUGAACGCGCUUCUCACAAUUAACGAAAUCAUGCAACUCUACAGUCAACGACCGAUUGUCGAAAAACAGUCUGGGUAUGCCUUUGUCCAUCCGUUCACAGAGGCAUUAGCCAGCAUUAUCGUGGACUUGCCGAUCAAAAUCGUGCGAAUAUCCAUUUUCAGCAUUGUUCUGUACUUCAUGGCCAAUCUUCGUCGGGAGCCAGCUCAAUUUUUCAUCUUCUACUUGUUUCUGAUCUUCGCUGUCUUGACCAUGUCUGGCCUGUUCCGCAGCCUUGGAGCAUUGACCAGGUCGGUCGGUCAGGCGAUGGCACUCGCGGGCAUCUUAGUCCUGUGCAUCGUUGUCUAUACUGGAUUCACGCUGCCAGAGCCUUAUAUGCACCCGUGGCUGUCCUGGAUUCGCUGGAUCAACCCGAUCUAUUACACCUUCGAAGCCCUCAUCGCCAAUGAAUUCCACGGCAAGAACUACCCUUGCACGUCGGUAGUUCCGAGUUAUGGAACGGGCACGUCUUUCAUCUGCUCUUCCCUUGGCGCGGUGGCUGGCGAGAGAUUCGUCUCUGGGGACGCGUUCAUCGAACAGAACUACUAUUACCAUUACUCUCACCUGUGGCGGAACUUUGGAAUUCUUAUCGCAUUCAUGUUAUUCUUCAACACACUCUACUUGGUUGCCACCGAAUUCAUUUCCAGCGACAAGUCAAAGGCUGAGGCCCUGGUCUUCCGUCCCGGCCAUGCCCCGGCACACCUCCAGUCUGGACACGACGCAGAAGGCGGAGCUGUGGCCGUCACUAGGCUUGAACCGACACAAACCAAUGACACGAUCCACCUGCCCGAACAGAAGGACAUCUUUUCCUGGAAGGCCGUCAAUUACGAUAUCCCGGUGAAGGAAGGCACCCGGCGUCUCCUCGACAAUGUCAACGGCUGGGUCAAACCUGGCAGCCUGACUGCACUCAUGGGUGUGUCUGGUGCCGGUAAGACAACUCUGUUGGAUGUUCUCGCCCAGCGGGUCUCCAUUGGUGUCGUAUCUGGUGACAUCCUGGUGAACGGUCAGCCUUUGUUGCCAAACUUCCCUCGUCGCACUGGAUAUGUCCAGCAGCAAGAUCUUCACCUCGAGACAACCACGGUCCGCGAAGCGCUACGCUUCAGUGCCUUGCUUCGCCAGCCAAGGAGUGUCUCCAAGGAGGAGAAGUAUCAGUAUGUGGAGGAGGUUGUCAAGCUCCUUGGCAUGGAAGAUUUCGCCGAGGCGGUUGUUGGAUCUCUUGGGGAGGGUUUGAAUGUUGAACAGCGCAAGCUUCUCAGUAUCGGGGUUGAGCUUGCCGCGAAGCCCACCCUACUGAUAUUCCUGGAUGAACCCACCAGUGGACUAGACUCUCAGAGUUCAUGGACAAUUUGCCAAUUCCUUCGACGACUUGCGGAUCAUGGCCAGGCUGUUUUGGCAACGAUCCACCAGCCCAGUGCCACUCUAUUCCAGACAUUCGACCGUCUACUCUUCCUAGCCAAAGGUGGAAAGACUGUCUAUUUUGGUGACAUCGGUGAACAGUCUUCUACUCUGUUGAAGUACUUCGAGCACAAGGGAGCCCGACCAUGCGAGGAGCUUGAGAAUCCAGCCGAAUACAUCCUCGAUAUGGUCGCCGGAGAAGGCUGCCUUGGUGUUGAUUGGCCCCAGGCUUGGAAUUCGAGCCAGGAAUAUCAAGAUGUCAUCUCUGAGCUCGACCAGUUACAUUCCAUGCGCAAGAACUCUAGUCAUGAUCAACUAUUGGGCGACGAUAAUUCUGAAUUUGCCAUGCCAUUGUCCACCCAACUGGCAGUUGUUCUUGGCCGAUGCUUCCAGGGCUACUAUCGCCAACCUGACUACAUCUAUGCCAAGUUUAUUCUCGGUAUUGCAUCGGGUCUAUUCAUUGGAUUCUCCUUCUGGAAAGCUGAUAACACUCAGCAAGGCUUCCAAAACGUGCUCUUCAGCAUUUUCCUAUUGUGUACUAUUUUCAACACCCUCGUUAACCAGAUAAUGCCUCGCUUUGUCACCCAGCGAUCGCUGUACGAAGUUCGCGAGCGCCCAUCACGUAUCUACUCGUGGAAAGUGUUCAUCCUCUCGCAGAUCCUUGUAGAGGUUCCCUGGCAAGUUUGCCUAGGUGUCUGCUCCUGGGCAUCUUUCUACUGGUCUGUCUUUGGCACCGGUCAAGACUCCGAGAGCCGUGGAUUGAUCAUGCUGUUUAUCGUGCAAUUCUACAUUUACGCGGCCAGUAUGGCUCAAUUUGUCGUGUCCGCCAUUCCAGAGCCCACCCUGGGCGCUAUGCUCGCCACUCUCAUGUUUGGUCUGUCUUUCAUUUUCAAUGGUGUUCUGCAGCCACCCAGUGUUUUACCUCGAUUCUGGAUUUUCAUGUAUCGUGUCUCCCCAUUCACAUACUACAUCAGCGGCAUUGCCGGUACUGCACUGCACGGCCGCAAGGUCGAAUGCAACGCAGCCGAGCUCAGCGUCUUCGAUCCCCCAUCCGGCCAAACAUGCUGGGAUUACAUGGAGAAAUACGUCGACAUGGCCGGUGGCUCAGUAUACAACAAGAAUGCCACGUCCAAUUGCGAAUACUGCAGCAUGAGCUCUGCAGACCAGUAUCUGGCAGCUCGGGAGAUCUACUAUGGUGAUCGAUGGCGCAACUAUGGCAUCUUCUGGUGCUACUUUGUUUUCAAUAUCUUUGGGGCAAUUGCCUUGUAUUAUCUGUUCCGAGUGAGGACAUCCAAGUCGAUGAUGGGGAAGGCUAAGAAGUGA
This is a messenger RNA of Penicillium subrubescens, 4311 nucleotides long. RefSeq lists its product as uncharacterized. Gene Ontology annotation, molecular function: ABC-type transporter activity; ATP hydrolysis activity; ATP binding. Gene Ontology annotation, cellular component: membrane. The transcript has 3 exons. The record is from RefSeq and is a predicted model, not a curated record. The coding region runs from base 1 to 4311 and encodes 1436 amino acids. Lineage: Eukaryota; Fungi; Ascomycota; Eurotiomycetes; Eurotiales; Aspergillaceae. Gene Ontology annotation, biological process: transmembrane transport.